Messenger RNA from Spodoptera frugiperda (fall armyworm), 1793 nucleotides. RefSeq names its product sensory neuron membrane protein 2 (gene Snmp2). The record is from RefSeq and is a predicted model, not a curated record. Gene Ontology annotation, molecular function: scavenger receptor activity. Bases 108 to 1736 code for a protein of 542 amino acids. The transcript has 9 exons. Lineage: Eukaryota; Metazoa; Arthropoda; Insecta; Lepidoptera; Noctuidae. Gene Ontology annotation, cellular component: cytoplasm; membrane.
ACAAUGUCAACUAAUCACAAUCAGUAGCGCGCGGUAUUAAACGCACGAACAGUAAUUAUCACAUUUUCAAUAAUUAACAUUGUUAAAUUGGAAGUGUGAUUGUGAAAAUGUGUGGUGUGAUCGGUAGCGUGAUCACUUUGAGCUUAGGUGCCAUUCUUGUGAUCGGCAGCUGUAUCGUCGGCUUCCUUGUGGUACCUAACGUCGUUCGGAAUGUGAUCACAGGCGAGGUCGUGCUUAUAGAAAACACAAUACAGAUGGAGAGGUUCGAGAGGGUGCCGUUCACGCUGAACUUCACCGUGAAGAUCUUCAACGUGACCAAUCCACAAUCCGUACUGAAUGGCGGUGUCCCAUUCGUCACUGAAGUAGGACCAUAUGUCUAUAAGUUACACCAGACUCGGGAGAUACUCGGUAUGAACGGCGAUGUAAUCAGGUACAAGAGACAUGAACACUUCGUCUUUGACCCGGUCCUCUCAUACCCAUACACAGAAGAAGAUGUACUAACCAUCAUCAACGUGCCGUACCACGCCAUCAUCCAAGUAGCGGAAACGUUGUACCCGAGUUUGAUGCCAUUAGUGAACCUCGCAAUCGAUGGUGUGUUUGGAAAAAACAAUCAGCCGUUCGUAAACAUAACGGCUCGGGAGUUACUGUUCGACGGUAUCCCGCUGUGUCAGAACACUGGUCUGAUUGCAACUAUCGCGUGCAACAUCAUCAGGAACAUCGCACAGGGAGCCCGGAACAUUGAACAGUUGGAAGAUGAUUCUCUCGUGUUCUCAAUCUUAGAUUAUAAAGAACAACUACCAAGCGAAGAGUAUGAAGUGCUAAGAGGAUUGGAUGACCCGGCAGAUUUGGGUCGUAUCCUGAAGUACGGUGGCUACAACCGCUUCCGACACUGGGCCAAGAACCCUGAAGGUGGAGUCACCCCCUGCAACCAGAUCAACGGCACUGAUGCCGGUAUCUACCCACCGUUCGUCAAGAGAUCAGAUAGCAUCUAUGCCAUCAACACGGACAUCUGCCGAUCAGUGGAGCUCCGGUACGAGUAUGACACGGAGUACAAGGGCAUCCCAACGUAUAGGUAUGCUGCCAACGAGUGGCUGCUAGACAAUGAUGAAGGUUGCUUCUGUCUGAAUGAGACGCGAGGUCUGAACCGAGAAGAUGGGUGCCUACUUAAAGGUGCCAUGGAGCUGUACAGCUGUGUCGGUGCUUUCCUCGUGUUGUCGUACCCACACUUCUUGUUCGCCGACAACAUAUAUCGCAACAGCGUGGUUGGGAUGUGGCCUGAUGAAGACAAACACAAGAUAUUUGUGGACAUAGAACCGAAUACUGGCACUCCGAUCAGAGGUGCGAAGAGGGCGCAGUUCAACAUAUUCGCCAGGCCUGUCAGUGGUAUCCCCGCCACACAAACCUUCCGCACUUCCUUAGUCCCGAUCUUAUGGGUGGAUGAAUCUAUCAUUCUGCCCGAUGAGUUCGUCGAAGAACUGACCGGCAGGUUGCUGCACAGUCUCCGAUUAGUAGACAUCUUCAUACCGGUCAUCAUCGCAGCUUGUUGUCUCGUGCUGUUGUUAGGAACUGGCCUCACCAUCAGAGCCUUUUUAGUAAGAAAUUCAAUAAAGAAGACCGAAGCUGUACUUGAUUCUAAACCUCAACCAGAAGUUGAAACUCGGCCGGAACCUGAAACUCAAAUUGAACCUCGAAGUCAACCAGAACCCCGGUUGGUUGAGAACGGAGCUACCAAGUAGAUAUUAAAUAAAUGUUAUGUACCUAAGAUAUUAAAUUAUAAUGAUAUUAUUUACGCA